CGGCAAGAAGGACACGGAAGAGUUGAGGAAAUAACGGAUGAGAAGCAAGUAAUUAGUAUCAGUACCUCCGAGAAACGAUGUGUUAUCCAUUUCUAUCACCGCGAUUUCAACCGAUGUGCAAUAAUGAACAAACAUUUGGAGAUCCUUGCCCCUAACUAUUUUGCAACCCGUUUUCUCAAGGUGUUCGUUGAGAAUGUACCAUGGCUGGUAGAAAGGUUGCAAAUCAAGGUUCUUCCUUGUGUGAUUUCUUUUAUCGACGGUGUAACUAAAGACCGUUUAAUUGGGUUUGAGGAAAUUGGAAACUCGGAUGGAUUCGAGACGGCCGCUCUGGAGUUGCGAUUGCAAACGUCGGGCGUCGUUGACAAGCCGAACCCAUCAUCAACGCCUCUAAGAUCGAUGUACAGUGCAUCGUCGAGUAGGAUACGAGGGCGGAGCGGGGAAGAGGAUUCGGAUUCAGACUGACCGAUCUCUCACGGACGACUGGUCGAUUGUUGGGAGACGAUCGACUCAGCGAUGACGUUGGAAUCGGACGGGCAGCCUUAUGUCACGGUUUGUAUGGAAAUCGAACCAAUUUGUCUUAUGCUUCCUCGACUCAGACCUGUAGUCCGCUGUUCUGCUCUACGUUCAUCUUAUCUCUCCUGUGUCCGCACAUCUUCUGCUCAAAUGUCAAAACGAGCCCAUUCCGAGGAUCGCGACGGAAUAGUGGACGGUCAUAGACUCGGAAAUUUGAAGAAAGCAAGAGUACAAGCAAGGCCUCUUUACAACAAGGUAGCCACCGCCGAGAAUGCUGCCGCGGUUGACGAGAACCCUCCCUUGCGGAUUCUGCUUGAUGCAAUGCAGAAUGGUCUUGAAAAUGUGAAGAAAGGUGAAUCAGUUGUUUACUGGUUGAGAAUGGAAGAUUUGCGAGUUGUCGACAACCGUGCUCUGAGUCUUGCGUCGGAACAAGCACAAAGUCAUAAUAUUCCUUUGCUCGUCCUUUUCGUCAUUAGUCCUCAGGACUAUGAAGCUCAUGAUCGGGGUCCAAGACGCAUCGACUUUAUGCUUCGAAAUGUUAAAGUCAUCCAGGACGACCUGGAUAAGUUGCAUAUUCCAUUGUACAUCGUUACUGUAGAGCCGCGCCACUCUAUUCCUUCAAGGGUUAUUUCUUUGCUAGAGGACUGGGGAGCGACACAACUUUUCGCAAAUAUAUCAUAUGAAGUCGAUGAGCUGAGACGAGAUAUUAAGAUCCAUGCAGCCGGCAAGAAAGCUAAUAUAAAAUGCGAUUUCAUACAAGAUAAAUUGGUUGUCAAUCCUGGAAUCCUGAAGACUAAGAAUGGAAGGGCAUAUACUGUAUACUCGCCGUGGCAGAGGAACUGGGUUACCACUCUCAAUGAAAGCUUGGAGUGGAUCGAAGAAGCUCCGAUGCCGAAAGCAAACGACAAAGCAAUUCGGUCGUCUGGACGUUUUUCGGGAUUGUUUGAAUCAAAGGUUCCUGAGUUCGUUGACCGCUUUGAAUGCGCAGACAAGGACAAGAUGGCUGAAUACUGGCCUGGUGGAACUAAGGUGGCACUUCAGAUGUUAGAUCGUUUCUUGCACACGAAAGCUCGCUCUAGUCAGAUAGGAGAAACAUCCCCUCUCUCGGACGGCGCGGAAGAAUCGAACAAAAGCAGCCGAAUACAAGAAUAUAGCACAGGAAGGAACCUUACCGACAUGGAUACUACAUCUCGUUUAAGUCCUUAUCUCGCUUCUGGCGUAAUUUCUGCUCGUGCUUGUAUUCGCGCGACGAUGAAAUUCUUGAAUUGCAAAAACAUUGAAGCUAAUAGAGGAAAUGGCGUAGGCAUGUGGGUACAAGAAAUAGCUUGGAGGGACUUUUACAAUCACGUCAUGGUCGCCUUUCCGAGAGUUUCGAUGGGGAGGUCUUAUCUUGAGAAAUAUGCAGACGUCAAAUGGGAGACCAACGAAGAACAUUUACAGGCAUGGAAAGAUGGGAAAACUGGUGUUCCGAUUGUCGAUGCAGGCAUGAGGCAAUUGAACGAGUUUGGAUGGAUGCAUAAUCGGUGUCGCAUGAUUGUCGCAAUGUACCUGACGAAGGACCUUAUGCUAGACUGGAGACUGGGAGAAAAGUAUUUCAUGGAGAAUCUCAUUGACGGAGACUUGGCAUCCAAUAACGGUGGUUGGCAGUGGAGUGCAAGUACUGGCACGGACCCUCAACCGUACUUCCGUAUCUUCAAUCCAGUGUCACAAAGCGAAAAAGCGGACCCAUCAGGAAAUUACAUACGACAUUACGUGCCAGAACUCCGCAAGCUCACAGGAAAAGUGACUAUGCUCAGACAAUCUCGUUGGGCUCCGUCCCAAGGAACAAAGAGCAUUCAUGCUUCAGGGAAGAUCGAUGUACCUGAUGAUGCGUUGCGCGAGCCAUCAUCCUCAAAAACAGUGUUGCCUCAGCCACAGAACUUCUCAGGAUGGUCUGAUCCUGCUCUGCGGCUGAUCGAUGAGGAAGUGAAUAGAAUGGAUAUUGACAGCGAGGCUUCAAGUGGCGUUAAGGACUCUGUGUCUUUAGGUCAAAUAGACCUUGUCGUAGAUACAAAUGUUCUGCUUCGGUACCUUGAUGUGCUUCAGCAAUUCGCCGGUGACGUAGAUCGAGUGCAUUUUCCCAUAUCUAUUAUCAUUCCGGGCAUCGUAGUUGAGGAACUGGACUAUCAGAAGAACGACAAGAGCCGGCAGCUAUGCUGGACGGCGCGGAUGGCUUCAACGUGGAUUCUUUCGAAGCUAAAAGAGCGUCGGAGUGUCAAAGGCCAGGCAUAUAAGCAAACAAUGCAGAAGUCUGGUUCUUGGAAGAGAAGAGAUCCUGGCACUUGUAACGAUGAUCUAAUAGUUGACUGUUGCUUAUUUCUUCGGGAGAAGCAACACCACAAUGUACUUGCGAUUAGCCAGGAUAACAACUUGUGCACUAAUGCAGAGUCCCAAGGCAUUUUGACUCUGAACCCAAAGACUCUCACUCGUUGGUCCAGUAGAUCCCUGGCCCGAUACCUCUUCGGAAAUGACUAUCCAUUCUUAAAUGAAUUCUCCGAUUACAAGGAAACGUUUCGUCCUAGACGUGUACGCGAGGCUCUCGAUGAUGAAUUAGGAGUGCCAGAGGUGACGAAAACCAUCACACACGAAGAUGACGGCAUGGAGGUUGACGACGACGACUUCAUUCUGAAGGAUCCUCCACCACAGCACCUUCUGGACGAUCUUCACGACCAAGUGAUAGGACAUUUUGGGAUUCUUCUUUCUGAGCUGCUGCAGCGUGUUGCACCUGCGAGUUUAUUCACACAAGCACCCUCGAAGUCUGGGGCAGCAUCUUCGAUUUAUGCAUCAUCUAGUUCAUGUAAACCUGCGAAGGAUUGGAAGGCGAACGAGAUUCUUGAAUACUUAUGCAAUGCGCGGCGUGUACCCCGAACUGCCUCGGCUGCGGAUGUCAAGGAGCUGACGAGCGAUUACUCGCGCAUGAUAAAUUUCUUCACUCACAAGUACGAUCCGAGGGGCCGCAGCGGACAGCAUUGGUCUCGUGCAGAUUGGGUUUCGUGCCUGGAAAAGCUGGGAGUGUUGGGACGGGCGUACAUGGACGACGCGAUUCUGAAUUCACUGGCGCAGCUGAUGCCUCAGUUGGCACUUGUAUUCGAGACGCCCAUGCGGCCCACUGGAACCGGUGGAUUCUAGCAGUAUUUAUUGUAUCUAUUAGAGCGGAUAUGUAUAUACAGUAAUUGUAAUUAUAGCUGUGGC
Messenger RNA from Fomitiporia mediterranea MF3/22, 3744 nucleotides. RefSeq lists its product as uncharacterized. Gene Ontology annotation, molecular function: FAD binding; DNA binding. The record is from RefSeq and is a predicted model, not a curated record. Gene Ontology annotation, cellular component: nucleus; cytoplasm. The transcript has 21 exons. Gene Ontology annotation, biological process: entrainment of circadian clock by photoperiod; circadian regulation of gene expression. NCBI's taxonomy places the organism in Eukaryota, Fungi, Basidiomycota, Agaricomycetes, Hymenochaetales, Hymenochaetaceae. Bases 514 to 3681 code for a protein of 1055 amino acids.